This is a messenger RNA of Grus americana (Whooping crane), 2631 nucleotides long. It is a transcript of the gene MSANTD4, whose product is annotated as Myb/SANT DNA binding domain containing 4 with coiled-coils. The transcript has 3 exons. Bases 250 to 1287 code for a protein of 345 amino acids. The record is from RefSeq and is a predicted model, not a curated record. Lineage: Eukaryota; Metazoa; Chordata; Aves; Gruiformes; Gruidae.
CGCAGGGAGGAGUGUCCGUUUGGUGACGUGUUUAGCAGCACCCAGGUCCUCCUGUACUAAAGCCUCUCUUAGUACAAAAGCGAAGCCUGAGAAAUAGGAAAAUACUGCAAAGUGAAGAGAAAAUUCACUUCACGAGAACUGGGCUCUGCUUUCAUUGGCUUUUAAAUUUUGUUUGUAUUAAUAACUGAUUAGUGUCAGAUCAUCUCUGUAGUCUACUGUGGUGCAAUUAUUAGGUUAAAGCUGGAAAAAAUGAAACAAUUAAAAAGAAAAAGAAAAAGCAAUUUUAGUGUUCAGGAAACUCAAACUCUCCUUAAGGAAAUCAGAAAAAGGAGAGAAGUACUCUUUUCAAAGCAACUUAAUACAACAAUUAAUGAGAUGAAACGGAAAGCUUGGGAGGAAAUAGCGGAGUGUGUAAAUGCUGUAGGUGAAGGAGAGCAAAGAACAGGGACAGAAGUGAAAAGGCGAUACCUUGACUGGAGAGCACUCAUGAAGAGAAAACGUCUGAAUGCAAACAUCAAAGUAGUAGGUGCUGGGUUUCACCUUCCUUCAUCCAAUUUAGAUGACUCUCUCAAUGAAGACAUGGAUGAGAAAAUGGGAUUUUCAAUUGAAUCUAGUUUUGAAUGGCAAAAUAUCACUGACUUCAGAGAAGCCGGUGGAUCUUUAACAGAAAUCAAAGUAGAAGAGGAAGAGGAGGAUCCGCAGAAUUUUGAAUUUCCUAUUGAGGAAGAAGAAGAAAUUUUGUCAUCAGUUUUGCCAGAUUCGAAAAAGGAAAAUGACCUACCAGACUUCCCCCACAUUGAAGAGUUUGGAAAUCUAAGCUCUGCUCAAGCUAGGCUAGCCUAUGAAGAUUCUCACUUGCUUAUAAAUCUGGAGAAGCAGAAGGUGGAGCUGGAGAAGCAGCGACUAGACAUUGAAGCUGAAAGGUUGCAAGUGGAGAAGGAGCGCCUGCAAAUUGAAAAAGAACGGUUGCGGCAUGUUGACUUGGAGCGUGAAAGACUUCAGAUUGAGAAGGAGCGGCUUCAGAUUGAAUGGGAGAAACUCAGGCUAGAGACUUUGCAUGCUGAAAAACCUGCCCUGGAAAAUGACCUCACCCAAACAGAAAAACCCAUCAUGCAGCCUCUGGAUCUGGAAACUGAAAAGUUAAAACUUGAAAAAGAACGUUUGCAGUUAGAGAAAGAGAGGCUGCAGUUCCUAAAGUUUGAGUCAGAGAAGCUGCAGAUUGAGAAGGAACGCUUGCAAGUGGAGAAGGAGCGCCUUCGAAUUCAGAGAGAGGGUCACUUGCAGUGAACUUCUUGACUGCAGUGUCAACACUAGUGUUUUGAUGUUUGUAAAAUAGAGGUAGUUCUUUUCUUAAUACUGAAACUGUCCUAGAGGCAUAACAUUCUUCUCUUUGGAGUUGAAUGUUGAUGUUAAACUGAGAAAGAAAGAGGAAAAAAAAAAAGAAAAAAAGAAAAAAAAAGAAUGGUGCUCAAUAUGUUAGUGUGCCUACAUAAAUGAGCUUAUGUGUGAAAUUGCUUUUCAGUGUAUCAGAACUAAGUGUUAUGUUCUCUCGUCUUCAGUAUUGUGUUGUAUUAGUUCGAUGUCCUCCUCUCAGACACGUUGAGAAGAAUCAAGGCUGAACCUUGUACUUUUUUCACUGUACUAACAGUAAGGAAGGAUCAGAAUAAAUCAACAUAUGUAUAAGUUAGAACACAAUAACAGAGCCAUCAUUCAAUAAACUUAAUUUCCCUUUUUUGUUUUUUUUUUUCUGCCCUCAAAGUUGGAAAAAGAGUUGAAGAAUAAUCUAAAAGUUGAAGUACAAGUGAAAUUCACUGCAGUUGUGUUUACUGUUGUUCCAUGGCUUGAACUGAAUGUGAGUGCAGAAAAUAGUAUUCUUCCUUUUGCAUUAAGUAUUCAUACUAGAUGAAGUUACACAUCGACCAUACCCACUAUAAGGUGGACUGUUGGUUGCACCAGGUCAUUAAUAAUACUGUACAGACUAUAGCACCUGUCAGUACAGCAUAGGGACUGACUGAUUGAUCAGACAUGCUCUCUGGUCAGUCUGUGAUGACCCUCUGAAGUAAAUUGCUAGACCCAGUUUGUUCCUUGAAAGACAGUAGCUAGUGAUGGGAAUCUCAGGAGCAGAGACACAGAGGCUGAGCGCAGACGAAGGAGCACUGAGCUUGAACACUAACACUUGGUGUUAGUUCUGCCUGGCCAGCACUGAGCUCAUGUCCCUGAGGCAGCCAGGGGAGGCUUCUAUGGCUGACAUCAUAUAGUAUGUUUUAAUUAGACAAGCAGAAAUGGUCAGUGCUGAAGGCUGUCAGUCUUUCAUAAGCAAUGUAUUCAUUGAAAAUAUCAAAAAACCCCUAACCAACAAUGCUUUCUAUUAUUUCAUGUAUGUUUCAGUCUCAACUGAGCCAGAGUUCACAUUUCUCAUCUGCAGCUAUCUUUUGUUGAUUCCAUUUGGAACUUAGGACUAUGAGAAUACUAAAUCUGAAUAUAUGUUGAGUGACUUACAUGGAUUCUUGUGCAAGUAAAUAUAUUUAUACCAAUACAGGAUUACUUUUAUUCUGCAAAGAAAAUGUUAUUUUUUUAUUACUGAAACAAGUGUGCUUCUACAGUGGAAAUAAAUUUGACUACAACCCAAAA